This is a messenger RNA of Neopelma chrysocephalum (saffron-crested tyrant-manakin), 1405 nucleotides long. RefSeq names its product seryl-tRNA synthetase 2, mitochondrial (gene SARS2). Lineage: Eukaryota; Metazoa; Chordata; Aves; Passeriformes; Pipridae. The annotation marks the transcript as partial. Gene Ontology annotation, cellular component: mitochondrion. The record is from RefSeq and is a predicted model, not a curated record. Gene Ontology annotation, molecular function: tRNA binding; ATP binding; serine-tRNA ligase activity. Gene Ontology annotation, biological process: mitochondrial seryl-tRNA aminoacylation. The transcript is spliced from 13 exons.
CCGCAGCUCCCGGCGUACGCGGCGCUGCGGGCGCGGGGCCGGCAGGUCCGGGGACAGCUCCGGGAGCUCGAGGCCGAGGAGUCCGACCUGGAGCAGAGGUUCUACCUGGGGGCCCUGCAGCUGCCCAACUGCACCCACCCCGCUGUGCCCGUCGGGGACCAGAGCCAGGCCCGGGUGCUGGAGGUGGUUGGGGAGAAACCAGUGUUUGAUUUCAAACCAAAGGGACACCUGGAGCUGGGGGAGGGGCUGGACAUCAUCCGGCAAAGGCGCCUGUCCCACGUGUCGGGCCAUCGCUCCUAUUACCUGUGCGGGGCCGGGGCGCUGCUGCAACACGCGCUCGUCUCCUUCACCUUGGGGAAGCUGUUGCCCAAGGGUUUCCUGCCCAUGACGGUCCCUGACCUGCUCCGAGGCGCCGUUUUUGAAGGCUGUGGGGUGCAGCUCAGUGCCACCCCCUCCCCUGUUUACACCAUCGACCCGUCGCGCUUUGAGGACCUUUGCCUGGCUGGGACCUCGGAGGUGGGAAUUGCAGGGUAUUUCAUGGACCACGCGGUGCAGCUGCAGAACCUGCCCGUCAGGGUCGUCUGCUCCAGCACCUGCUACCGCGCCGAGACCGACACGGGGCGGGAGCCGUGGGGGCUCUACCGUGUCCACCAGUUCACCAAGGUGGAGAUGUUCGGGGUGACGGCGACGGAGCGAGGGACAGAGAGUGAGGAGCUGCUGGCCGAGUUCCUGGGACUGCAGAAGGAAAUCUUCUCGGAGCUGGGGCUCCAUUACCGGGUCCUGGACAUGCCCACGGAGGAGUUGGGGCUCCCCGCAUACCGCAAGUUCGACAUCGAGGCCUGGAUGCCUGGACGGGGCAAAUACGGGGAGAUCUCCAGUGCCUCCAACUGCACCGACUACCAGAGCCGGCGGCUGAACAUCAUGUACAGCGACGGGAGGGGCCGCCUGCGCCACGCCCACACGGUGAACGGCACAGCCUGCGCCGUGUCCCGGAUGCUCAUCGCGCUCCUGGAGAGCAACCAGCUGCCGGAUGGCCGUGUCCGUGUCCCCCCCGUCCUGCAGCCCCUGGUGGGGCAGGAGGUGCUGUCCCCACCCCCCGCGCCCCUCCUGCGCUACAUCGGCCCCAACCAGCCUGGGGGCGGCCCCGGGGGGGACCCCAAAAACAGGGCGGACACUGGGGGGGCCCCCUGAGGCGAGGGGAGCCCUGGGAGCACCACGAGGGCAGGAGUCGGACAGAACAUGGAUGGACAUGGGCUGACACGAGACACACGUGGGACAAGACAGACGUGAUGUGGAACACGUGUCACGUGUGGGACACGUCACGGGCGGGAGACCCCCUUGUCUGCGUCCCCCGUGGCAACAAGCUCUGAAAUAAAGUCUUGUACCCCCCCCUCGUAAGCUGCAA